GGACUUUGGAUUGUUUCCCACACAGACGUUUGGGCUCCGCCGGUCCAGAGCAGGCUCAAGAGAGCACACCUCCACCACGUCGGAGACUUUAACGGUCGUUCAAUGGGGGGCGUCACGGUUGCUUCCGCUCUGCUUCUGGUGGCGACGGCGUCGCUCCUGAUGAGCUCCGGCGUCCAGGCCGGAAAGAUUCUGGUGUUCCCGGUGGACGGGAGCCACUGGGUCAACAUGAACCUGCUGAUCCAGAGCCUCCACGCCAGGGGCCACGAGGUCACCGUGGUCCGCACGGCCACCAGCUGGUACAUCAAAGAAAGCGCUCCGCACUACCGCUCCCUCACCGUCGCCUUGCCGUCGGCCAUCAUCAUCGAGCAGGAGGACUUCUUUGUGAGCUUCGUGGUCAAGAUGCUGGCGAUUCACAAAGAGGGGGCGACUCUCAGCGGCUUUGUGAAGUUCUACUGGGAGAUGCUCGGCACGCUGUCGAACAUUCACCAACAGGCCAGCAUGCUGGCCGUGGAAAUGUUCGAGAACAAGACUCUGAUGCAGAGUAUUCGUGACACGCAGUAUGACGUGGUUCUCCUGGACCCCGGGUUGCCGGUCGGAGUUCUGGUGGCUCACGAACUUAAGCUGCCGACGGUUUUCAACGUGAGAUGGAUCACCAGUGGGGAGGGACAUUUCGUGGUGGCUCCGUCUCCAACAUCCUACGUUCCAACGUCAGGAUACGCCGUAUCAGAUAAGAUGAACUUUGGGCAGCGGGUCAAGAAUACAUUCCAGUAUGUUAUCAACAUGUGCAUUGAUAAGUUUAUAGUAUGCCCUCAUUAUGAUAGACUGGUAGAUCGGUACUUUGGUCCAGACGUGAACUUCUAUGAACUUCUACAAGGAGCCGACAUCUGGCUCAUGAGGGUGGACUUUGUCUUCGAGUUCCCCAGACCCACCAUGCCAAACAUCGCCUACAUUGGUGGUUUCCAGUCAAAGUCUUCUCAGCCUUUAUCUUCAGAGCUGGAGGAGUUUGUUCAGAGUUCGGGAGAGCACGGCUUCAUCCUGAUGUCGCUUGGCACGCUGGUGAAUGGCCUCCCGGAAGAAAUCACCUCUGAAAUCGCUGCUGCUUUUGCCCAAAUUCCCCAAAAGGUCAUUUGGAGGCAUGCCAUGAAGCAGCCCCCCAAGAAUUUGGGCAACAACACCCUCCUGGUGAAGUGGAUGCCCCAGAACGACCUCUUGGGUCACCCAAAGAUACGCGCCUUCGUGGCUCACGGUGGUACCAACGGGAUCUACGAAGCCAUGUACCACGGGGUGCCGAUAAUCGGCAUGCCGCUUCUGUUCGACCAGUUCGAGAACGUGUUGAGGAUGGAGGAGCGAGGCGCCGCCAAGGGGGUGGAUGCCACCCGACUCACCCGUCACAGCUUUCUGGAAGCGAUACAAGAGGUUCUCCACAAUCCCUCCUACGCAACUAACAUGAAGCGCCUCUCCGCUCUCCAUCGGGAUAAACCGAUGCAUCCUCUGGAAACGGCCCUUUACUGGAUUGAGUUUGUCAUGAGGCACAAAGGAGCUUCACACUUACGCACUGAGUCCUACCGGAUGCCCUGGUACGCCUUUCACUCCGUGGAUGUCGCCUGCUGUCUGGUAGCAGUCUUGUUGAUGAUGACGGCCGUCGUUGUGGCGUCAAUACGAUUCCUUUGCCUUCGACUGUGCGGGAGGAGAAAAACCAAAAAGGAGUAGUUAGUUUCUGACUCACAUUACAAUGAAUACGUCUUGUUGAGCAACAGGGCUGGCGGUGCUCUCUACGGCACCGCCAGAGUCGUGCCGUUGCUCUAGCUGACGGCAUCAUCGGUCUGAUGGUGCACCACUGUGGUUCGGACUGAAAGCACUUAGCCACUAUUGGAUGGGUUUCGAUGCAAUAUCGUCAAGACCAGGGGCGUCAAACUCAUUUUGACCGUGGGCCACAUCAGCAUCAUGGCUGCCCUCUUAAAGGGCCGGAAACACUUUAUAAACUACUCGAACAUAUUGUUAAAUAACUCUCUUUGCAUAUGAUUAUUGUUUAUUUGAGUGUAGAAAUGUUAUGCAUAAGAAAAUGUCUUUAAUAUUACAACAUUAAUCCAUUUAAUUUGAAACCUUCAAAAUAAAAGCACGGGAAAUGUUUCUUCAAUUUCUUUAAAAAAUGUGAUCACGUGUCUUUCAAGCUGUCUGGGGCCACAUGAAAUGAUGCGGCGGGCCGGAUUCUGCCCGCGGGCCUUGUGUUUGACACCUGUGGUCAAGACAAUCACGCUCCUCAGGGCAUGCAUCGUCAUCUGUUUGGUGGUUUAUGUUUUUGAGUGAAUUGCCUUUUGAUCGAUUGGCGUUAAAUAUUCUGCAGAUGUUUAUGGUGCCAAGAGGAUAGUUCCUAAUUGUUAUUUAUAUUCCUCUAGCAGCUUCGCCAACACUAUUACGUUCUCAUUCAACGGCCCUCAGCCUCGUUUUGGACCCGUCCUCAUCCAACCUGACCGCCGUUGACUCAUUUGAAUACCUCAGAAGAUGACGAAAUGUUCCCCUCGAAACAAAUUUAAAAAUGCAGUUUUCUUGUGUGGGAACUUCAUUUUUAGGAGGACGGGUCGGAGUGAAAACCUCAUCAUCUAAACAGAUUCAUGGUUACAAACAAACAAAUGAGAUAAAUGUAAGUGAGGUCAAGAUGCUUAACCUGUUUGGGGACGAACGUGUAAAUGCUUUAGAGCUUCUAAAUAUCACAAGUCUAAAGUGUCGGAAACAUUUGCAUAUUGUUAAUUAUUGCAUUCGUCAAAUGUAGAAGUAUGUGGAUGUGUGUGUGUGUGGAUCAACUUUAUACUACUUCCAAAAGCUAAACGUAUAUUUUUAGUUUCACUAUCAUUGUUAACUAAGUGUUUAAAUGGUGUAACUCAACAUGUCCAAAAACACACACUCACCUGCCUUAUUUCAUGGUUGUUGAUCAUCAUUUCAAAAUAAAAGCUCUGACUUCA
Messenger RNA from Pseudoliparis swirei, 2960 nucleotides. RefSeq names its product UDP-glucuronosyltransferase 1-2-like. The record is from RefSeq and is a predicted model, not a curated record. NCBI's taxonomy places the organism in Eukaryota, Metazoa, Chordata, Actinopteri, Perciformes, Liparidae. Bases 103 to 1710 code for a protein of 535 amino acids. The transcript is spliced from 2 exons. Gene Ontology annotation, molecular function: UDP-glycosyltransferase activity.